Molecule: messenger RNA, 1380 nt
Organism: Anneissia japonica
Lineage: Eukaryota; Metazoa; Echinodermata; Crinoidea; Comatulida; Comatulidae
Exons: 2
Coding region: 460-1380 (306 amino acids)
Molecular function (GO): protein binding
Source: RefSeq, a predicted model, not a curated record
AGUUGAUAGUCACUGAUUUUUCCAUGCAGACUUCAUCAAGCAUAGCAAAUAUAUUAUAUAGGAUAUAAUGCUAACUACAACAAGCAUCGACAUACAACUACAACCAGUUAUUGUAUACUUCAUUUUUGUGUUAUUGGAUAUUAAUUUUCCUUCAAUUUUGAGAGGGUUUUUCCGGAACAGUUUCAUUUAUCUUUUAGAAAUGAAUCUUGCGCGUGAGGGUUAAAUUACCGUAUUCAAGUUGAGCCAUAAUUAACGAGACCAUCAACAAACAUACGUUUAUAGUUUCGAGGAAUCAGCCAAUAUGCCUAGUACUCUAGUACAGGUAUUAUAGCAGUGAUUUACUGUUUUAAAACUAUGGAGCGCCACAUUUGUCUUUAUUAUCAUAUUCAUGCCGGCGAUCAUUCAUUUAUGUUAGUGUUGCAGAAGGCAAAUAUGAAAUAAUGAUAAUCAUGAAACGCAAUGUUUUACCCAUCUGACGAAAGAAACAUUCAAAUUGAAGAUGACAUGUUGAAAGUGGAAUGCCAUUUAACAUGGAAAGAACUGAAAGACAUUGAGGAAACUAUUUUAGAGAGGGAAAAAAAGAUUUUGAGAGUCAGACGUCUGGACUAUGAUACACUACCAACCUAUUUUGUGUCAAUUAAAAAUUUGUAUGGAUAUAUUUUGUACAAAUUAGGUGAUGUAGACGGAAGUAUAAAUAUUUUUGAAGAAGUGUUAGAAAAAGACCCAGUUAAUCUUAACUCGGUAAACAAUCUUGCUGUGCUAUAUUGGGAGAUUGGGAAAUUGAAAGUUGCCAAAAAAUAUAUGCAAAUUUCGGAAAACAUUGUAAAAAAUGCUGAACAACAUAUAGCCCUAUACCCGCGCGCGUUCUGUGAGAGGGCGCAUUCUAUACGCCACUUUCAGCAAGACUGUCGUGAUUUUACUUACAUGCCGUAUUUAUGCAAAGCGAUUGAGUUUGGUGCUAAAAUCAACAGUCCUGAGAAGGCCGAGUGGCUGUUUGAGUAUGGUCAAGCAUUGUUUCGGAAAGAUUACCAAUUGGUACUUGCUUACGCUAGCUCCGAAGAAUCGGAGCCAAACUUUGAAGAGGCCAUUCGCAGUUUCUACGAUGUCAUACUAGUGAAAAAUGGCUCAAAGGUGUAUAAAGCUCUGUCGUGGAUUUUUAUGGGAAUUUUACUUCGACAUGAUAAAACGCGUUCUUUAAGACGUUGUUUCCCAAGUAAUUCAGAUAUUCACGAAUUAACCAGUAUUCAAUGUAUUGAAAAGGGCCUUCAUUUAUCUCCUGAUAAUGAAAUAGUUAUGAGGAGAGUUGCAUCCGAAUUGUCGCUGGUUGGUUGUCACGAAAGGGCCAAAGAACUCUUUGAAAAAUCGCUUGCCAAGGAUUGA